This is a messenger RNA of Hyaloperonospora brassicae, 1356 nucleotides long. NCBI's taxonomy places the organism in Eukaryota, Oomycota, Peronosporomycetes, Peronosporales, Peronosporaceae. The record is from the annotation of a GenBank genome assembly.
AUGUCGGACGUCGAAGCUCUAAGUGAUAGCGAUGUGCGCGAGCGUCUGCUGCCCGCCGGGCCGAACCACCAGUCGCACGAUGAGAGUGAGCAGCAAGACGGCAUCACGCAUCAGAAGCUGAUGCACUCGAUUGGCUCGUUCUCCGCCGUCGUGUGGCCUGUGGCAGUCACGAUGUUGUUUGCCAGCUUCGUGUCACUUCAGGUGGCGGAUCCAGCGCUGGCUCAAGCGCUCGCAGACGCGUAUUUGGUCUAUGGACCGGAACGAGACGAAGGAGCGUCUACAGGUACCAAAGCAGCUGAUGCGCUAGUGAACGCGCUGGUGAUUGUGUCGUUCUUCCUUGUGGCGACGCUCGUGAUUGUCUGUUGCUAUAAGCUGAACUUUAACAAGAUGCUGAUUGGAUACAUGAUGUUCUCGUCGGCAAUGCUGUUGGGCAUGCUGGGAGGCAACAUGAUGGUCAUCGUUAUUGCCAAGUUAGAGAUCAUAGUGGACAGAUGCACGCUGUUUUUUGCCAUGUAUAAUUUCUCCGUGGUCGGCGUGUUGACCAUAUUUUACCAGAAAGGCACGCCCGUGUGGCUCACGCAGAUGUACUUGAUUGCCACGUCGGUCAUCAUGGCCUGGCAGCUGGGGCAAUUUCCCGAAUGGAGCACGUGGGCGCUGGUGAUCGUGCUUGCAUUUUAUGACCUCUGUGCGGUGUUGACACCAUGUGGACCGCUGAAGUGGCUUGUCAAUCUUGUACAACAGGAAGGGCGACCGUUGCCUGGUCUGCUGUACGAAGCAGAGAUCCACCGUCAUCACUCAAGCAAUCCACCUCCGUACGCGCAUGAAAAUGUGUACUACCAGUGUGAGUCCGAAAUACCUCUUCGUCAAGGGUCUCCGCGGGACGUGGCAAAAGCUCCGCCUUCGUCAUGUCAGAUCUCCCUGCCGUGUCGUCAGGCCCAGCUUCGCGUUCGUUUGAUCGAUUUCUACACGAAAUACAACCCGUCCGCUAUUCCCCGCGUGGACAAGAUCUUGGAACGGUAUCAGGGACGAGAAGCCGACCUGUGGCAUGAUCUAUGCCAGAAGUAUAUAAUCGAUGAAGGAGAGGCGAAUGAGACGAUCAAGCUCGGGUUAGGAGAUUUUGUCUUUUACAGCGUGUUAGUAUCUCGAGCCGCCAAGUACGACUUUUCGGCGAUGAUCGGGUGCUUGGUAUCCGUCCUCAUGGGUCUGGGUGGAACAUUGUUUCUGCUCGGUAUGUACCAAAAGGCACUCCCAGCGCUGCCAAUCUCCAUUCUGCUGUCUGUCAUGACGUACUUUUGGCUGCGUCUGGUAUUUGUGGACUUCGUGAGCAAUUCGCUGAGUAUCGGUGUGCUGUUAUAA